Messenger RNA from Acanthaster planci (crown-of-thorns starfish), 11257 nucleotides. Its product is annotated as C-myc promoter-binding protein-like. NCBI's taxonomy places the organism in Eukaryota, Metazoa, Echinodermata, Asteroidea, Valvatida, Acanthasteridae. Gene Ontology annotation, cellular component: cytoplasmic vesicle. The record is from RefSeq and is a predicted model, not a curated record. Gene Ontology annotation, molecular function: protein binding. Gene Ontology annotation, biological process: regulation of Rab protein signal transduction.
GAUCAAACCGAUCAGGCUGGAGUGAAGGUUAGCAAGGCUCUGAACCUCUGAUCGAAAAAAAAAAAAAAAAGGAAGAAAAAAAAAAAUGCCGUGAACAGAAUGCUGCAGCUGUCGCCCCUUCAUGCCUCGCCAGUGCCAUGUGCGUGCGUCACUGUCAGGCAGCCAUUAAAAGUGCAGGUGCUGUCUGGCGCAUGAUCAAAUUGCCAGAGUUUUCUUCUGGUCCAGUGAUUCCGCCACGCAGGAACGGACGGGAAGUCCGGAGACUAAGAACAAACCAAAGUGCUUUGACGGGGGCUGUUUCCCCCUUCUUUUCAAACCUUUCAAAUCACACUGGAUGUCAAACGCCUCCCAUUCACGCAUAGUUUGCACAGUAAUUGGAAGUGAUGCUUGAUGUUGUGUGAGGCUCACAUGCUGUAAUGGUUGAUGCUGAUCUCACAGAUUCACCCGCUGUCUCUGUAUUGGAGACACAUACCGAAUCCUGUGAGAGGCAGCCAGUCAUGGAGGACCACAGCGGUCCGCGAGUGGCCAACUAUUUUGUGGUGGCUGGCCUGACUAAGGAUUCGCGGCCACUGGAAGAGGAGAUACAGAGUGAAGGGCAACGGAAGCCGUCCCGAUCCUUGGCCCCAAUCACUGAUGUGGCCAUCAUCAUUCGAGGUCAAGGAGAAAAGCCCCCGCAGGGCUUCACAGUCAUAGAGACGACACCCUCUGGUUUCGUCGCCGACCUCAACCAUGGGAGUAUCGGCAGCUCGUCCAUCUUCCUGUGCUACAAGAGGGGCUUCGACAAGCUCCCCCUCACAGACAUCGGGAUCCUUCACGAGGGCAAGGAGCGGGUGAUGCCAGGCUGUGAGAUUGUCAGCACCACGCCCAACGGCAACCCGGCCAAUGUCAACACCCGCAUCGGCAUGAGCAGCCAGCGGGCCUAUCUGACCUACCGCCGGGCCUCCGAGACCUCUUCCCACAACUCCCUGGCGGUCAUCGACAUCUGCGUCAUCUUCACCAACAAGGGUGAAACGCCACCACAUGCCUUCUGUCUGAUUAACAAGAACCUGAACAAAGGCAGCAUGGUAGGGUCGGAUGUCUACCUCUGCUACAAGAAAUCAGCCGUCAGAGGCAACUCGUUGGCCUAUCAGUCAGGAAUUAUGAGCCGCUACCCCCUGGUAGACGACGAGGAGUUCCCCCUCCCGGAGUCUGUCUCCAGGUUUUGCAUGCCCCUGGGAACCACCAUAGAGUGCUGGUCCACAGCUCGUCACCAUCCACUUCCCGUCUUCUCAACGUUUGUCCUAACAGACAGCAGUGGAGGAAAGUUUUACGGCGCAGCGGUCACGUUCUACGAAGGUUACCCAGAGGAGAAGCUGACCUUACAGCAGCAGAAGGACCUGGGCCUGAAGGUGGGCAAGAAGAACAGCGUGAAGCUGACGUACAGCGUGCACACCAACAAGUGCAUCUGUCUCCUGUCUAGGUGGCCCUUCUUUGACGCCUUCAAGAAGUUCCUGAGUUUCAUCUACAGGCUGUCGCUCUCUGGUCCCCACACGAUACCUAUCGAACGGCAUAUUGCCCACUUCAUGAACGAGGUCCAAUUCCCCACUCCACAGAGACCAAGGAUACUCAUGGAGCUUGGUCACGACUCCCUGAUCCUGGCCCAGCCCCAGACUUCCCCCAUGCCCCUCAGCGGUGCCUCCUUCUGCGCCAUGCUGCGCAACCUGGCGCCGGACAACAGCAUGAACAUGCUCGCGUUUGUGCUGCUGGAGCACAAGUUGCUGUUGCACUCCCUCCGGCCGGCCCUGCUCACCGGCGUGGCAGAAGCAGUUGCUGCCAUGAUCUUCCCAUUCAUGUGGCAGUGUCCCUAUAUUCCCCUGUGUCCUCUCAGCCUGUCAGCUGUCAUCAGUGCUCCGUUGCCCGUCAUUGCCGGUGUCGAUUCACGCUACUUUGACAUGUAUGAGCCCCCCACGGACGCUACGUGCCUGGAUAUAGACACAAACAGCAUAUUGCAGUCAGAGGAGAGGAAGCCUGUGACAUGGAAAAUCUUGCCAAAGAAACCAGCCAAGCGUCUGCACAGCACGCUGACGAGGCUGUAUUAUGAGCUGUGCGAGUCGGGAAUUGGUGAUGGGGUGUCAGAUGAACAGGUGGUUGAGGUGGCGCCGCUGGAGGUGGACUUCAACCGCAAGAAGAAACAGUUACAAAUGGAGCACAGGAUUCAGGAGGCCUUUCUAACCUUCAUGUCGUCCAUGCUGAAAGGCUACAGCCAUAACCUUCUCCCCAUCACCCAACAGCCCAACCACAGAGUCACCGACGCCAGUGCUCGCUUUGACUAUCCAGGUUUUAUGAAGACUAGGGAGAAGACCUCCCAUCCUUUCUUCAAGCAGUUCCUGAAGACGCAGAUGUUCAUCAAGUUCAUCGAGGAGCGGUCCUUCAUAUCGGGCAACGAUGAGCGAUUUGCCUUCUUUGACGAGUGCAUCAACAAGCUUGAUAAUGACAUCCGAGAGGAGGUUCAGCUCAUCGAUGUUGAAGAUCAGCAGGGCAGUGAGCACACUGUAUACGUCACCCCUCCCGAUGCCAGUGGCUUUGGAAACGAGGAGUACACGUACGACAAGUUCCCACUCUUGAGAACAGAGCUGUUUGACCCCACAUCGGGGCGUAAGCAGCCUAUCAAGACCCCUGUCAGUGCUCGAGGUCUGCGAGGCAGCGGACAGCAGAGCAGCCCUUUCCCAAGGAGGACCAAGCACGAGAUCAGGAACUCUCAGAGGAUGGCCAAGCAGCAGGCUGCGUCGCCUGAGCAAUGGGCAAGUUUUCUGUUGGGCCAAUGUUACGCCCUGUGGUUCCUCCAUCUGCCUUCCUACGUCAAGGCCACCCAUUCUAAGACCAGGGCGCUGAGAACGGCAUUUGAGGUGCUCAAGAGGAUGCAAGCACAGGAGCUCCAGCUAGCAGACGAGGUAUGCUAUCGGGUUCUGAUGCAGCUGUGCGGCCAGUACAGCCAGCCGGUCCUCGCCGUGCAGGUCUAUAUGGAGAUGAAGAGACGAGGCAUUGAGCCCAAUGCCAUUACUUACGGCUUCUACAACAUGGCUGUUCUGGAGAGCACGUGGCCAGCGUCUGGCUUCAGUGGCUACCAGCAGUGGGUCAAGCUGCGCAACACCCUGCGAGCGGUCACGCUAUUCCGGCGCGGCCUGAACCACCGCCGCAGCAUCUACUCGGACACCAGCAGCGAGGUGGACGUGGGCAGCGGCACCAGUGGGGACAGUGGGUCCUCGGACCCUCUGCCAGACGGGAGAGGGGAUGACCUGAUCCAGCUGAUGUCCUCGCAAGCCACCAACCUGACCCGGGAGGAGAAGAGUAGUACUGGCAACUCAGACAUGGGCUACAGCUCCAUGAUCAUGGAUGAGUCGGCACCCAACGAGGUCCUGGCCUCACCUGAGCUCUCCCCCAUCCGGUUCAGCGCCGAGAGGAGCACCGGCAGCGACAGCGAUGCCAAGGAGGUGACGGACGGCGAGGAGAAGGAAGAGGAGGUCGAAGGUUACUCCCAGGACACCCUAAAACGCAAAGACCGCAGUGAGGCCAUCGACCUCAUGAAACAUGAUGCAGCUGAAAUUGUUGGCGCGAGAAGCGCAACCUCCACCCCAGUGAAUCACAGCCUGGACUCAACCGCAGACAGCAGCAACAAGUCCAGCAGUAGCCAGCCAGCUGACCAGCCGGACGCCAGGGGCACCAAGGAGUCAGGCAUCAGCAUUGUCCGGCACUCGCGGGGCAGUGUUGGAAGCACAGGGAGCAUGGGCACCCUGCAAGGAAGCACUGGGAGUUCAGCAGGGGUGGUUCUAGGUGGUCCCCUGUCCCUGGAGAACUCUGUGGAGGAGAGUGUGUUUGAAGGUGUAGACACCAAGGAACCCGGCAGGGACUCGUCAAGUGAGCGGCGUCGACAUCGGAGUGCUGACCACUCGGUCACCAUCCCCAUGCAUGGCUCGCUGCACAAGCGCAACAAGAGCGGGGAUGCCAACAACUCGCCCUUUGGCCUGAGCCUGUCCAGCCAGGGCAGUGUCGACCGGGAGUCCAGUGUCUCCAUGGAGCUGUUUGGCAGUGAUGCCAAGAUCCUGGCCGGCAUAGCGGAUGAUGAGACUUCCAUUGCAACCUCUUCACUGGGAAACAGAACUAACAGUAUUCACUGUCGGCCUUCCCCGACCUCCGUGGAGGUCACCCGUGCACCUCGUUCUUACUCGGUUGGAAGUAAGCCUGAUUUUGUGAGCCAUAGGACGCCAAAUGGGAGCAUCUCAAACAAGGAGCUCACAAAGCUGUCUGAUCAAACAAAGGCAGUGCGGGGUGAGAGAAUUCCCUUCUCUGUGCCUGCCAAGGACUGCAAGAAGGACCUGCUGAUUUCCUUUGAGGAGGAAGGCUUGGAAGAAACAGAGAGCCAAAAGGAAGCUCUAACGAACCAUGAAAGGACAAGCUCAAAUGACGGCAGUGCUGACUUGCUCGGUUUAGGGAUGGAUACCAUCAGGGAUUCCACUGUUAGUGCAAAGGAGACAGAUCUGGUAGAUUUGAGGACUGAUUGGAAUGAUACCAUUGAAGAGGAGAACAGUGAAGAGGUAGCUGCUGAAGAUGCUUUAAAUUCCAGGACUACACGGCAGGAAGAAGAUGGACCACUGGAGGAGGCCCCCUCCUCUCCCAUUUUCCAUGGUGACAACCUAGACUCCAACAGCUCCAAGUCAGGCUCGAGGGACAGCCUGGACUCCAACAAGGAAAAGGUCACCCCACGCAAGGGCAGCCUGUUCUCGGGGAUCCUCACCACGGGCUUCACCCCCCGCCUCAACCGCCAGUCCCUCACCAAGACCCUCAGCAAUGCCUCCUCUCAGAUGGAGACUUUCGGCUCGGCCUUCAAGGCCAGGACCAUGGGAUUCGCCACCAAGAUCGGGGAGUACACACGCUCCUUCUCAUCCCCGGCAGCCCCCAAGCCCAUCCCCUCCAGGAACUCAGCCAUGGGAAGCCUGAACAGUCUGGAAGGCAUGCCGCAAAUGGAAGAUAACUCAGAAAUGGGUAGCUCCUGGAAUGAAUCUGCUAUGGACAGUGUAUCCCUGGGAAAUAUGGGUAUUCACCUUCCAGGAUCCUCGUUAGAAGGGAGCUGUCAGUCAUUAAACCAGCCCGGUCAGGACUCGGAAGAUGCUGGGAUACGUCGCCACGCUAUCGAGGUGCACAUCACUAGCUGCUACCAGUGCUUCAGCUGUCAGGCUCUGCUUUACGACGAAGCCGUCAUGGCAGGCUGGUCGGCGGAUGAGUCCAACCUGAAGACAAGGUGCUGUUUCUGCAGUGCUCAGCUGGUACCCUUCCUCAAUAUUGCCAUGCGGGACUUCCGCAAUGAGGCGGUCUGCACCAUCACCACCAGCCCGUCCUCCGAGAGCGUGCAGAGUAUACACUCGGCCCCACUCCUCAAGCGAAAGGACAGCGGCGCCCAAAGCGGGGAGGAGCUCGGGCAGGCCAAGAAGGAGGUGGAGUCCAACCCCAGCGUGGAUAACCUCUCGCUGGAGGAAGAGGACGAAGAGGAGGAAGAAGAGGCAGAGCAAGAUGAGAAAGAUGGUAACCUCCCGUCUCGCACCAAGUCGGACAAGCCGGGGCCGGUCACCAAGCUGCCAGUGGCCCCUAGCCUGUCAGCUGGAGAGGUGACCCUGAGGGGUGAGCUGCAGUCAGCCAGGAUGUCCCCGAUGUCCACCCGGCGACGGUCAUCCAGCGAGUGUAUGACGGUAACGGACCUUGCUGCUAAAGGUCACACCAAUGGUGGGCGUGCCAUGACCCUUCCACGCUGCAAACCCAUCGAGGAGUUCAAGGACCUCCACCAGGGCUACCCGGGGCUGUCGACUGGCAGCCUGGCCUCCAGCGCCCGCGCUUCCACCGAGUUCAUGCCCCCACCCAGCAAGGAGUGCAAGGUGGGGCCCAUCUCGGUACCCUACCUCAGCCCCCUGGUGCUGCGCAAGGAGGUGGAGAACGUCAUCGAGAACGAGGGCGAGGCCUGCCUGCGGGCUCCGAGCUUUGUGGUCCAGCACCCUAUCAUCUUCUGGAAUUUGAUUUGGUACUUCCAGAGGUUGAAUUUCCCCAACUACCUUAAAGGAGUACUGCUGGCAGCAUACAGCGAAAGCCGAGACAAUACUGACUACGUCCAGUGGUUGUCCACAGACUCGCGCUAUGUUAAAAUCAGUGUCCUGUGGGACAACGUCAAAUUGUACGACGACAGCGUGCUGCCGAUGUACCUACUCUAUGGAACCCAGGGAACACUCUCUCUGGACCCUCUCAUCAAAGAUCAACAGAUAUUCUCCAAACCGUUCAUGAUUCAGCUGGUCAAGUACAUCCGUUACAACAACGUGUAUCAGCCAAUCAUUCUCCUGCUGGAAGAGUUCAAGAAGCUCGGGGAGAACACGGCGGCCAGACGCAGUAUUUAUCGGGAACUUCUCUUUUUGUCCUUUGUGGCCCUAGGCCGAGAGAACAUUGAUCAAGAUGCCUUCGACCAGCAGUAUCGCCAGGCCUUCUACAAGCUGGAGAAAGAGAACGGGCCCUUCGGCAAGCUGCUCAUCACUGAUGACAAACCGCCCCCCUUGUCGGUCCAGAUGUGCAGGAAGGCGUUUGGGGACCUGUUACUGUAGCGAGUGACGAAAUGCUGACGCCAUAAGGAGAGCGUUACCUCUCUGGAUGAAAUCUUCGGAAAGAGGUUGUUACACUUUGAUGAAAACCGCUUUGGCUUGUAGUAACGCCGGGCUUUAAGAUCCUUUUGUAGUAUUAUUGAUUGUACUGUUUCCACAUUUAAUUGAAUUCCACAAGAGAAAAAGAAAUUGAAACAACACAUCCAGAGUUUUUGUAAUAAGAUGAAGGAACAUCAUUAGCUGUCCAUGCUGAAACCCGUAGACACUUUAAAAUUUAUCAAUAUUGGGAUUUCCCCCAACAGGCAGAUCUAAAAACGUGUCAAAAAAGAAGAAUGACUGGUUCCUUUGGGCCGUUCCUGGUUGAUUAGCUUUAUCUGCUUGCCAUAUUCACACUCCAGAAGAAAUUGAAAUGGAAUUCCUCAGUGUUAAAGCACGGAACGAAUUCUGGCCUUGAGGUUUAUGCUGAUGGUUUCUUGGUAGACUUCUUCCUUGACAGGUUCAGACUAGAGCCCCGGGCGGUUACACUGCAUGAUGCUUUAAAGCUGAUUGUCAAAGAUUGGGAAUUUCUUGGGACUUUGUUGAAGACAAGGAGGUUUUUUCCUCCAGUGGAACGUGCUACACGUGCAUGUAUGAGUUUCCUCUAUAGUCGGUGCUGAUUUUCAGUUCAUCUUAAUGUAUUUUGCCUGUGAAGAGGAUCAAAGCAGAUUGUCGCUGUCACGUGAUAGAGUCCCUUACGUUUACUUCCAGUUAUUCCCUUAUGGGAGGCUGCACAACGAUUUCAAAUACGAGUAACAGGGGAUGUGCAAGCACUUAAUUCGUAAAGAAUUUCUUUUUCACAUCACGGCUCUCAACAGGAGUAGUUUUCCUUUUCCUGAAAGGGCAUGCUGCUUUUAUACUGCUCUUUCAAGUAAGAAAGCCAAAUUAAUUUAAUCAGAGAGUAAAUUGUGCCUAUUAUAAUGUGAUGAUAUGUUCACAUCCAGCAUCAGUGGUGUAAUGGGGGAGGGGGCUGGCCCCACUCCAUCCCUAUGCUUGAGGCCUGACACCCCCCCCAAGAAAGCCUUAGUCAGAGUUUUGACUGUGACCGAAAUCACCGAAUCCAUUGAGUGCCCCCCUCUAUGGAAUGAGGGCGCCCAGGUGCCCCCCUGCAAACCUAUUCCAGUCAUGCCACUUUUUGGGGCUGGAAUAAGAAAGAGUAAAAAAAAAAAACUACUUGGAUUCAUUUCAAAUGCUUCGAGUGUAAGGUGUGCAAAAAUGCAGGCUGGGCUAUGUGGCCCUUGGGUCCUUGACACGGCUCAGCAUGUUACCUUGUGUGUGAUUGGCUGUGCCGUGUGGACUGUGAUUGAUACUACAUUUUGAUUGGAUGAUUGGUGGUAGAAGAAAGCGCCACAUGGCUGAGGGCCAAUUCCUGUGAAUUUGUAGGGUUUUCCCCUUUUAUGUACAAAUAUUUACUUGUUUUCUCUGUAUAUGAUGCCUGUGGAAUACAUAACUGGAAUCCCCAAGAUACAGAGUUUUGUAUAUGAGAUAAAUCUUUAAUUCAAUCGAGAGUUGCAUGAUAUUUGUUCAUCUUUAUAUCAAUUGUUAUUUUUUGUUAUGCUCUUUUUCCUGAUAUCGAAUCGGAAAUAUCUUCUGGUAACUUUUACCAAAAUUUUUCUGUUUUAUUGCAGGGUGUGCUUUUAUCAAAAGAAGAAUAUUUUUCCACAUCCGGGUUAAUUUGUGUUAUCUUUUUAUUUCUUCAUUACUAUAAAUAAAUUUCUCCAUUACUAUAAGAUAAAAAAUCCACACUUUCUAAGAAAAAUAUUAGUCUGAAUAGUUUUAAAAAAAUACUUCAGACAAAAGCCAAAUAUGCUGGCUAUACUGCGAGCGUGUUGGUGUCAUUUUCAAUUUGCAAACUUUUGGAGCCUGCGUGGAAACCGAUGUGCCGCGAAUUAUCCCGAUAAUCAAAACUGGCAGUGACGCGCUAAUCAAUUAAGAAACAACCCGAAGCAGGUGCGAUGUCAGCUCCAGGGAGGGGAUGGUGGAAGGUGCGGGGGGGGUUGGGGGAGUAAGAAGCUACCUGUAACUCUCACUCGACGCCUACUGGUUGACCUAAGAUUUCUGGGACGAGCUGAUGAGAUGGGACAUUCCCCCAAACGUGGACUCGGGAGGGAGACGGGAGUUGGGAGUUAGCGGGGGUGGACGACAGUAUUGAUAAGGGUUGACGAUUGACUAGAGAUUGACUAGAUGGUAGGAAAUGCUGUAAGCUGUGAAAGCGGUCAGUGGUGAGGUAACAUAAGGCCAACAUGAAUAGAAUGAGAAACUCGCCAUUCUAAACAAACUUGAGGAACUCCAUUGUUUUUCAAUUGACCCAUGCAAGCGCAUAUUACGAGCUGUGUAUUGAAGGGGAUGUUUUUAAUUUGAGAAACCGUGUGUUCUCCAGUUUAUUGGGUUUUUUUGGUGUGUUUUAUCAUCAGAAGCUCAAACAUUUAUUUUUUUUAUUUUAAAGUGAAAGGACCGGAACAAAGUGAGCACAGAACAUACUGAGCACGCCGUAAUGAGUGCAUAUAGCAUAUCAGUUUUCAAUAGCACGUUCUGCGUGUGUUACAUUAUUUUAAAUUGGACUCUUCGACCACAGGUCUUGUUAAUAUUUUCUGAAAAUCAGUCUGUGAGACGUUGAACGAACCUUUUAAUUCUCUUUCACUCCAUUUUUGUACCCGUCGAAAUCAGCAUAUCGUCAUGAUAUAAAUGCUUCCAGUAAUAAUGUGCCAACAAGAAUGUUCCGUAGUCCUUUAUAACCCACUCGUUUAUAUAUAUGUACACGAAGUUGUAUUAACUUUUAUGCUAUUCGCUCUGUUGCAAGGAAGCCGGCAAAAUGAUCAUGAAGCGGCUAUCCUUGAUAUUGACAAGGAGUUUAUUGCACCGGAGGUUGAGUGAGAAAUCACACUUUUAACGUGACCCCUUUUUAGAAGAGAGAUGGAAAGUACAAGUGUCAGUUUUGAAGCUUGCCCAGACGGGAAGUCUAUCUUGAUUUUGAUAUUUAAGAGCUUUGCUUUAUGGUUUUAGUUUUGGACUUAUUCCCCCACGGUUUAAAUAGAAUGUUUGUGCCUUUGAGGAAAGCGGUGGCAAGCCAGGAGGUUGAAUUGGGCAAAGAAAAGUCGGUGUAGCAUUUUAAAAAUCGGUCAUACCCCAACACGAAGUUGUCCUUAGAUCCAACUUGACUUGUAGGUGAAGCCCAUCCUUGCUGUAGCUGAUCUUCGCGUUAAGCACACCUCCCCCACCUACGAUUGUGAAGUUGCCCUUUAACGGACCGACAGCGAGUGUUAAUUUUUGUGACGCGAUUAGCGGGUCUUUUGUCCGUUCCAUACAGCCAUUUCCGACAGGUGGAACGGGAAGCAUAACAACCGUUGACCGUCACUGACGCAAUGCCUGUCAGCGGAACAAACCAAGGCUCACCACAGCGUGGCGGUAGCUUAGUUGGUCUUGCCACGUGUUCAUAGAAAGGCGAGGCAUUGCAAAGAGUCGUGCGUAAUCUGGUGUUUGUCACAGAUGGAAGGAAUCCCAAACGGAGCACUUACAAAAGUGCUGUGUUUUGAUCCCAAUCCCCAGUUAAUUGGGGUGGGUGGAGGGUGGGAGGGUCGCCGAUCGACAAGUCAGUUUCUCACCCGAUGAAUUUCUCAGUAAUAUUGGUGUGGUGGGAGUGACGGCGCGUUGUUCCAGUGAUGCGGUUAAGUUCUUCAUAGGGCGUCGUAACCAUUGAGUUAAUUUCCGUAUAAUAUGUAUGUGCAAUUUAGUCUCCAUGUCUGACAAAUUGUCCGCAUUUUGUGCCGCCAAACCUGUAGGCACGUUAUUCAUUUAUUUAAUACCGCAGCAGACGCUGCACACAGACAACAACAGGCCUGUUAUUCUCGGCAUUUUUGCCUAAAAACCCAAUCGCAUAUUUUGCGAUGAUCAAGUCUCAGUUUUUGAAAAAGGGAUGUUAACAUAUUUAUGUCAUUGAUCUUCCUUUCAACUGUUUUGUAAUUACAACAAUGAACUUCGUUAAAUUGUGAUACUUAUGCUAAUGGAAUUUAUUCGAUAAUUUUCGUUCAUUUAGUUGUAUAUUGAGGGUUCAGGAUGCAGAUAUUUUUUUUCUUGCCGUUUGUUUCCACCGUAGAUGCGAAACACUGCAGCCCGAGUGGUGGUGAUUACAGGUUUUUUUGAUUAUUCUGAAAUUCCUAACAUGGGGAACUGUAAAUUAAUUUCUUGCAUUUUUAUUUCCAGUCCUACUGCCAGAAUGUGUACAUUUUGUUAUGUAUAGUGAGGUCAUUGUACAACUGAUUACUAAAACCAUGUCAAAUGUAACUUAAUAUGAACAUAAUUUGGAAAGCAAAAUUUCUGAUGUAUUAUAUCGAUGUUUCUAUGAUCUCCGUGACAUAUCAACCCAUACCAACCCAUGUACAUUAAUCUCCAGUGUUGUGUUAAUACUUGACAUGCCUAUACUGGUCAAGUUUCAUUGUCACGUAGCCUUCGUUAUCAGCCGUUUGUGUAUCCGAAUCUGUCCAUGUGAACUGUCCCGCUCUUUGUCUUGUAAAUUGAAAUAAACUCUCUGUGACAUUAGUAACCAACAAUAAUGUCAAACUACUUCCGAGAAAUACUAAGAAAACUUUAAAUAAAGGUCAAAAAUAUUUCAA